Trichechus manatus latirostris (Florida manatee) is the source of this 10182-nucleotide messenger RNA. It is a transcript of the gene ZNF518A, whose product is annotated as zinc finger protein 518A. The coding region runs from base 2112 to 6575 and encodes 1487 amino acids. The transcript has 4 exons. The record is from RefSeq and is a predicted model, not a curated record. Lineage: Eukaryota; Metazoa; Chordata; Mammalia; Sirenia; Trichechidae.
UCUCGGAAGAGUUGUUUAUAUUACAUCUCUACUUCUCUUCCCAUCUUCUCUUAAACCCAUGCUAGUGAGGUUUUUUCCUUCAUAACUCCAUUGAAGCUUCUAAUUAACGUCACUGGUGAUCUUGACAUUAAGUCCAGUGGUCAGUUCUCAGUCCUCCUUUUACUUGACAGAGUUGAUUGGUCCCUCAUUCUGGACAUACUUUCUUCACUUUGUUUUCAGGAUGUCAUACUCCUGAUUUAACUUCAAUCUCACUGGUUGUUCUUUUCAGUAUAGUAGGCUCUUUCUCAUCUCUCUUUCCUCUAAACAUCAGGACUUGGGCCUUGGGCUUCUCUCUUUAUGUGUUCUCCCAUGGUGAUUUCAUCCAUUCUCAUCACUUUGUUUAUCAUAUAGGUAAGUGUGUAUGUGUACACACACACACACACACACAAAUGACUCCCAAAAUUUUAUCUUCUGCCUACACAUUCCACAUUGCCACUUGAACAUUGAAUAAAACCCAAAACCAAACCUGUUGCCAUUGAGUUGAAUAGACGUCUCCAAUUUUCCAUGGCUAAAACUGGACUCUUGGUAUCCUGGACUCAUUGUAUCCUACAGUGACAAACCUACUACUCCUACACAGUCUUAUAUAUUUCAGUAAAUGGCAACUCAGUUCUUCCAGUUGCUAAGGUCAGAACUUUGUUAUCUUUGAUACUUUUCUUUUCUCUCAUAGCACAUUCUAUCUGUCAGCAAAUCCUGUAGGCUCUAUCUUCAAAAUGUAUCCAGAGUCUAAUCAUACCUUAUUGUCUCCACCAAGCCUCCAUCAUUGCUUACCUGGAUUAUUGUCAUGUAAUAACUUUUGAACUGGUCUCCCUGCUUCCAUCCUUACUUUCCACUUAAAUACUCUGUUCCUAACAUAGCAGCCAAAGUGAUCUUCUUAAAAAGUAAUUCAGCUCAUGUUACCUCUCUCUCCAGAAUGCUCCAGUAGCUUCCCAUCUCAUUUGGAAUAAAAGUCUUACAGUGGCCAUCAGGCCCUGCACGAGCUGUCCCUCUGUUAUUUUGACUGCAUCUCUUGCUGGUCUCCAUCUCAUUCUGUGUUCCAGUCAUAUCGACCUCCUUGCGAUGCCCCAAACAUAUUAGACAUACUCCACACCCAGGGUCUUAGAACCUACUGUUUCUUUUCUUGGAAUACUGGCUCCCUCAACUCAAGAUCUUGGCUGAAAUACGACCUUUUCAAUGAGGCCUCCCUGACUUUGUAUUUAAAAUUGCAACCCCCUCGUUCUGCCUGUCCUGCCCUGCUUUAUUUUUCUCUGCAGCACUUGUCACCUUUGAAUAUAUUAUGUCAUUUACUUAUUUUGUUUAUUGUCUAAGUAACCAAUAGAAUGUUAGCCCCUGAAGGGAGAGAUUUUUGUCUUUUUCAUUCAGUGCUAUAUUCCCAGUGCUUAGAACAGAGACUGACCCAGCUUUGGUGCUGACUGUAAGCUCAGCACUGUGGCAAAUGCUAGUGAUAAAACAACAAAACAUGACAGAUGUAAUCCAUAUACUUACGCAGCUUAUAUUUCAGUGGCUGAGACUGAUAGAAAAUAAAUUGACAAAUAAAUAAAUUUAUUUCUAGAGAUAAAAGUGUUACCAAAGAAAUACGGAUGGCUGAAAUAGAGAAUACUUUUUUCUUUUUUUUUUUUAGGACAGGAUGAUUUUUAGGUUGGGGAAGGCCUUUCUGAGGUGUUGAUAUUUGACCUGAGACCUAAAAGAUGAAAAGGAUCUAGCCAUUUGAAGAGUGGAAGAGUGAACAUUUCAAGCAGGGGAACAGCAGCUGGUGCUAGCAAUCUCCUACACUACCUGGCCUCUGGACCUAGUCUGAGACUCUGGAUUCAUUCCCUUUCUCAUACCUCACCCUGAGCUCUGUCAUUCAGAGAGCUCUGCUGGUCUCCUUCUCAAGCCCUCACUUUAUCUCCAAGAUGAAGAAACUAAAACAGAGAUUGAGACUUGUCUGAAGUAACACAGCCAGUGAGUUAAUGUGGGAAAAAUCCUGGUAUUUUGAAGAUGUCUCAACACAGUAUUGUUUCCUGUUUAAAUUUCAAAUAACUUCAAGAGUUUUUCAGGAAAAAAAAAAAUUGGGAUUUUUUUUUUGUUAAAUCAUGCCAUCUGAACAGAAACAGUUGUUUUGUGAUGAAAAACGUACUACUUUACAAAAAGAUAAUGAUGUGAAAAAUGAGAUUGUUGAUACUAUCAGAUUAAUACCUAAACCAAGUAUUUCAGAAAGUAGUUGUCAUUAUGAACUAAGAAAUGUGAAAAUUGAUUUGCCGAAGAUAAAUAUUCCAAAUGGAGUCCUACUGAAACAUGAAGUUGACAAAUACAGAAAAUUAUUUCAGAGUAAACCACAGACUGCAAGAAAAUCUAUUAGUAUAAAGACCGUAAGCUGUGUUGAAGAGUGUAUGUUGCUCCAUAAAUCUGAGAUAACUGAAGAAGAGGGUAUAAAAAUGUCUGCAAAAAUACUCAAUUUUAACUGUUCAAAAUGCCGAGACAACACUCGAUAUAGCCCAAAUGAUUUGCAGAAACACUUUCAAAUGUGGCACCGUGGUGAAUUACCUUCCUAUCCUUGUGAAAUGUGCAGUUUUUCAGCAAAUGACUUCCAGGUAUUUAAACAACACAGACGCACCCAUAAAAGCACUUUAGUAAAAUGUGUCAUUUGUAACAAUGAGAAUGUAUAUACUUUAUUAGAUUUGACAAAGCAUUUCACAUCCACACAUUGCAUUAAUGGUAAUUUUCAGUGUGAAAGGUGCAAAUUUUCCACCCAGGAUGUUGGCACAUUUGUUCAGCACAUUCAUAGACAUAAUGAAAUUCAUUAUAAAUGUGGUAAAUGCCAUCAUGUAUGUUUUUCCAAAGGAGAGCUUCAGAAGCACCUUAAUGUUCAUUCUGGUACAUUUCCCUUCACUUGUCAGUAUUGUAGUUAUGGUGCCACCAGGAGAGAGUACCUUAUAAGGCAUGUUAUAACUUUGCACAAAGAACAUUUAUAUGCAAAAGAAAAACUGGAAAAAGACAAAUAUGAAAAAAGGAUGGGGAAAACUUCAGCAGGUCUUAAGCUAAUACUGAAAAGAUACAAAAUAGGUGCGUCAAGGAAGACAUUCUGGAAACGUAAGAAAAUUAGCAAUGGAAGUGACAGAAGUAUAGAAAAAAAUACACAGGUAAUUAAAAAAACGAACAAAACGCAGACUAAAUCUAAAGACCAGAGCUGUCUUGUUCAAGAACAUUUAAAUGAAAAAAAGGAUGAAAGAGUACACUGUGAGAAGAGUGAUAAACCCACUGAGUUACAGUCAGAAAAGUCCACUCUUCUGUCUACUGGACAAUGUAAUAGAGCUGAAGAGGGAUUGAAUUCUACUUCAGGUUCCUUGAAGACUUCUUCUGUACAAGGACCUACAGUAUUAAUGGUGAAAAAUAAUAAAAUAACAAUUCCUGCUAACUACAGCGCUAAGUUUAUGGGCUUCAAGAUGGUGGAUGGAAAACAACAUAUUGUAAUAAAAUUGUUGCCUGCCAAUAAACAAAAUUUAUAUUCACCAGGCUUACAGUCAGGUGCUUCUAAGGACAGUACUGCUAAUUUGCAGCCCCAGACUUUGGACACCACUGGAUUUUUAUCUGCAGGAGUAGCAGCUGAGUUAAAUGACACAGUUUACAUGAAAACAGCUACUCCAUUUUCAUGUUCAUCUCCUAUACUUUCAGGGAAAGUAACUUCAGAAAAGGAAAUGGCUUUGAUAUCUCAAAUGAAUAAUAUGCUUCAGACAGUGAAUAAUGAAAAAAGUGUGUCUUUUUUGCCAACACCAUCGGAAUUUGUUACAGCAUCAGUGAAUUUGACCACAAAAGUUGAAACCAGAGAUAAUGUUGACUUACGGGGAAAUCAUAUUACUCAGAGUCACCCUCAGGUAUUAGGUACCACCAUUAAAAGUCCAGAUAAAGUCAACUAUACUGUCAAACCAAAUGCAUACAACAGUGGAGAUAUGCAUAACUAUUGCAUUAAUUAUGUCAACUCUGAGUUACCUGUUGAAUCCUCCAACCAAGGAUCAUUACCUUUUCAUAAUUACUCAAAAAUGAAUAAUUCUAAUAAACAUCGUAGGUUUUCAGGAACAGCAGUGUAUGAAAAUCCUCAAAGAGAAUCUUCAUCAAACAAAAUGAUGGUUCAACAACCAAUAAGUGAAUCAGUUUUAUCACUAGUGAAGAAGGAAAGCUCAAAUCCAGAUAGUCUGUUAGCAUCUAUUAGCCUUUUAAAUCCUAAAUAUGGAACUAUAAAAACGCAGGCUGAAAUUGAAGAACCGUGUGACUUAGGAAGAGGCCACAACAUUGAUGGACAUAACCUGUACACUAAUGAAAAUCAAAAUUUAGAGAGUGUGACUGAAAAACCUAAAUGGGAUAGCUUUUCUAGUGUUGAUUCACCUAUGAUGCCUAGAAUCACGUCUGUUUUCUCUCUCCAGAGCCAACAGGCUUCGGAAUUUUUGCCACCUGAAGUGAACCAGUUACUUCAAGAUGUAUUAAAUACAAAAUCUGAUGUAAAACAAGACUCUCAUAACACUCCAAGUAAAGGCCUGCCACUCCAUGCUGACCAGUCAUUUCGGAAACAUGAGGGAGAGGGCAAAAGAGUUGAAUCCUCAAGAGACUUGAAAAUGCAAGGCAUCUUCCCAAUUCCAUCUGGCAGUGUAGGUGUUAGUGAGCUUACAAAUGAUCUGAAUUUAAAAUGUAAUGGAAAACAGGUGCUAUCAAUGUCACAAAAUGUGAGAGAUUCAGAGAAGACACCUAGAAUUUCAGGAAUUGGCACAUUACUUAAGACUCAGUCAGAUGCAAUAAUAACACAGCAGCUUGUAAAAGACAAAUUACGAGCCACUACACAAAAUUUAAAUUCUUUAUGUAUACAGAGUCCACUUCUAAAUUCAGAGCAAAAAAAAGCUAUAUUUGUUCAGACUCCAAAAGGCCUUUUUGUACCAUUGCACAUUGCUAACAAGCCUGGAUUACACGUUUCAGGAAGACCACUUUCACUGGUUAACACACAAAGUGUACCCGCUUCUCUUCUUUUAAACAAGAAACCUGGGAUGAUUUUAACUUUUAAUAAUGGGAAACUUGAAGAUGUUUCCAGUGUCAAAAUUGAGAAUGCUCAAUCUUGUGGUGGAGUUACGACUAAGGAGCCUUGCAGAACACCUUUUUUAAAGGUAGAGCCAAGUAAUAAUUGUCUGACACCGACACUUUGUUCCAGCGUUGGCAGUUGUUUGAGCAUGAAAAAUAGCUCAGAAAAUACUUUGUCAUUAAAAGGCCCUUAUGUUAUUAAAACAUCAGCAAAUUCUUCAGUGAAAACUGUUCCUACUCCUGUGCUAUCUGAGCAUCAGGGCACUAAGUUGAAUAUCUUGGAUUCAGUAAAACAGCCGAAUGAGGUUUUUCCAAAACCACCUCUUUAUACCCUCUUGCCUGAUGGCAAACAAGCUGUUUUUUUAAAGUGUGUGAUGCCAAAUAAAACUGACCUGCUUAAGCCUAAAGUAGUCCAAAAUAGUACUUAUCAUCAAAAUAUACAGCCAAAGAAACCUGAAGGAACACCACAAAAAAUACUACUGAAAGUUUUUAACCCUGUUUUAAAUGUGACUGCUGCUAGUAAUCUGCCAGUAAGCCACUCUGCAUCUUUAUUGCAAAAAGCUGAGGUACCAUCUAAUCAGCCUGUGGAAGGACAGCAGAAAGAGCCAGAGUCUUCCAGAGAUGCCUUACCUGUCUUAUUAGAUGAUUUGAUGCCAGCAAAUGAAAUUGUGAUAACUUCUACGGCAGCAUGCCCAGAAUCUCCUGAGGAGCCAGUAUGUAUCACCAACUGUUCAGAUGCCAGGGUUUUAAGGUCUAAAACGGAUUGUACAAAUGAGAGAAGCUUCAAUAGAAAAAAAGCUUCCAAAAGAAAAUUUUCAAGAAUAAAAGCUCAUGUAGGAAGUAAAGAUUUUGAAACUGCCUUUGCAACUAGAGACAGAAACUGUAAGCGAAAAUGUAGGAAUAGUUACCAAGAACCACCUAGAAAAAAAGCAACAUUGCAUAGAAAGUGUAAAGAAAAGGCUAACCCUGAAAAUUCCCAUGAAACGUUUGAACCUAGGUUUUCAAAAGAUACAGUUAGAACUUUGAGGCUUUUCCCCUUUAGUUCCAAACAGCUUGUGAAAUGUCCUAGGAGAAAUCAACCAGUUGUAGUUUUGAAUCAUCCUGAUGCAGAUGUACCGGAAGUUGUAAAUGUAAUGAAAACCAUUGCUAAAUUUAAUGGACGUGUACUUAAGGUUUCAUUGUCAAAAAGAACUGUGAAUGCCUUACUGAAACCAGUUUGUUGGAACCCUUCUAAAACAACUUACGAUGAAUUUUCCAAGAGACACAAAACAUUUAAACCUGUUAGUUCGGUGAAAGAAAGAUUUGUGCUAAAAUUAACACUCAAAAAGACAAGCAAAAACAAUUAUCAAAUUGUGAAAACUACCUCUGAAAGUGUUCUGAAGGCUAAGUUUAACUGUUGGUUUUGUGGUCGAGUGUUUGACAAUCAGGAUGCUUGGGCCGGGCAUGGGCAGAGACAUUUAGUGGAAGCUACUCGGGAUUGGAAUAUGUUACAAUAAUUUACCGUAAUUACAAGGAAAAGAAAAGUAAAACUAUAUUAGAAGAAAACAGUAGGUUGGAUGACCAUAAUGCAGACAUUUCCCACUUCAAAACAGGACCUGAAAUUAAACACUUUUAAAGUUGGUUAUAUUUCAGUGGAAGAGCAAAAGUUUUAUGUGUGAUAAUUGGUAAUGGUAUCACUGUACACACACAAGUUUUGAAAGAAACUAAGCACAGAUGUACCUUGAUUUGAUUUUUAAAAAAUGUGUUCUUGGGAGGUUAGGGCUAAAAAAACUUUUAUAAAACAGUUUUAUUUUCCCAAUUUGUAUUAAAAAUUUUUGUGACUCUUAGUAGAGGGUGACAGCUGAUAGCCCCAUUCCCUCUCUUUCACCAGCCUUAUGAAUCUGAUUAGUGUAGCUCCUCUGAAUGUGGAGAGCUCUUUCACCAUGCAACUGAGAGUUUCUCAUUUGUGCAGGUAUACUGAGAGAGCUUGGGGAAAGAGUUUAUAGUACAUCUGGUAAAUAAGAGUUCUUUUGAAGGAUAUAGGCUCCUUUGAGAGCACAUAUAAUUUACUCCAAUUACACCUCAUAUAAUGCUUGAAAAGAGUUUUUGGCAAGUAAAUCUAAAACUUUUUAAAUUAUUUUCUUAAGUCUUUUUUUCUUAUUAAGCUAUGUUCCAUGCCAGAGAUAGGAACACCUUCCCUAGGUGAUUUUCUUACUCUUUGUAAAUGGCUGUGUCAAGCACUGUAGUAGCUUGGCAGCCUAGAGAGAAGAAUUAAACUCUCUCGGUCUAGUUUAGAAACCAAUUAUUUAGACCAUUUCUCUGAAUUUGAUUAUAUUCUCUUGUGAUCCCCUUGCAAAGAACUAUGCUUAUUUGAUUUGUUUCUCCCCCAUAAACCAAAUGGCCAUUUUUUUCUUGGUUGCCGUCCCUUUAAAAAGAGUUGAACGUAGAAGCACUUCCAAGGGAAAGGCUUUUCUUGAAAAUUAAAAAUUAUUCUGUAGAAACACUUUUUUGAAGCAGGAUUAGCAAAACAAAUCAGAUUUUUGUUUAUUUUAUUACUGUUGGUGUGGGAAUAUGGCCAAAUUGGAGCAAACCAUUUUAUUAGCAACUUUUCAGUAUGAAUGACAAAGCAGAUUUUUACUAAUUGUUGGCAGUUGAAAGUGGGGGAAGCAUUAACAGUGGUUGCAGUGGCAGUGCAGAAAACUUCAGGACAGAUUCCUAAGGGACAUAUUCAACAGGGAGAGUUAAAUGGACGUUUUCAUGACAGCAACAGAAUCAUAGAUUUAAACUUCUGACUUCGUAGGUUUGGAUCAGAUUUUGCUGGAUCAUUGAAAAAUGACAUUCUUGUAUUACAAAGUUACUUUGCUAUAUGAUUUUUGUUACAUUGUUACUAUAAGUAUUAUGACAUUUUGAUUUGAAUUAAAACUUCAGGGCUUCUUUUCUGUAUAUAAUGAAGAAUUUAAACCUGUACAUAUUUUUUAUAUCUUCAGUUUGUUAUGUAAAUUUUGCACAGAAAGUUUUUGACAUAAAAGUUUAUUUUCUUUCAGUUUAGCUUUGUGCAUGCACUAAUAAAACUAGUUGUUUAAUUUAAAAGGAAUAUGUAAGACCUUAUACCCAUGUUAUUUUUUUGGUUUUUAUUUCAGAUGGAGAAUUUUUUUUUUCUGUAAAUUCAUUUUUCAGGGAUUGAACACUAUUGUUAGCAAGUGCCUAAAAGAUGUGAAACAGUUUACAUAUGUCAACUGUAAAAGUAGGUCCCAAAUGGGCCCACCCCCCCAAUAGUUUUAUUUUUAAAAAAGCCAUAUGUAGAUGCUUCAAGCUAUCUUGCUAUGCACAUUAUACUUGUACUGUUUCUGUGCAGUUUGUCUACUUUCUUAGUGAAGUAUUUUUUGUAUAAAAUCUGUUACAAUUGUGUUUUUAAAAUUGAGCCUAAGAAUGGAACUGAUUGGAAACAUACAGGUUAUAUUAAUAAUGUUAUGAUGUUUAAAGAAUGAUAAGCAUUGCUAAUUUCUGUAAUGAAACUUUUCUUCAAUUAAAUUUAUCUUAAGCUUGUGUAAAAGAUUUUGUUUUACUGUGUAGAGUCUAAUGGGAAUUUUAUUCAAACGGGAAAUAUUUAGAUUUCAGAGUUUUUUUUUAAAGCUAGUGAACUAUAAAUAAUAAAGUGGGAUUUUUUUCCUCAAAAAAAAUCAUAGGUAAAAUUUUGUUUGAGGAUAGCAUUUAUCAUAAUUUUACUAUGGUUGUGCCUACAAGGUAAGCUGUAGAGAAGCUUACGCAUUUGUUUGAGUACUUAAACAUCAUAAAAAUUGAAAUGUACUUUUCUUAUGCAUAGCUUUAAUGAGCCAUCGUUGGCUGUGAGUAGAGAGGAUCAAGAAGGAACUGCUUUGUUGAUACCACAGUAUAAAAAUCUAUUUCUUUGUCAGAAAAAUCCAGUAGGGAAAAUCUAAUGUUGAGAAAUACACUCACACUUGUUGCCUUAAAGUUUUAAAAGUUGUUUAAAAUUAGCUUCAUGAAUUAGUCCAUCCAAGUCAUUAAAAUAAGCAAACAAAUAACAGUAAGUCUGGGGUAGGGGAGAAAGUAGGAUCAGUAUCCAGGGUUGAUGUACUAUAUUAACUAAACUCCAAUUUCCAACAACAAAAUAUGAGAUAUGCAAAGAAACAGGGAAGUGUGACCUGUACGCAGGAGAAAAAAAAAAGCAAGCAAUAGAAACUUCCUUUCAGGGGGCCCAAAUGUAAAUGGCCAGCAGCUAUUAUGCAUAUGUCCAAAGAACUAAAGGAAACCAUGUUUAAAGCGUUAAAGGAAGGUGUGAUGCCAGUGUCUACUCAAAUACAAUAUUGAUAACAAAAUUAUAAAAAAGAACCAAAUGAAAAUUGUAGAGUUGAAAAGUACAAUAAUUGAAGUUCACUAGAGGUGCUCAACAGUAUGAGCUGCUAGAAAAAAGAAUGUGCAAACUUCAAGGUAGAUCAAUAAAGAUUAUGCAAUCUAAAGAAUACAGAGAAAAAAGAAUGAAGAUUCGCACCAAAAAGAAAAAAAAAAAAAUGGAUUGUAUAUCUAAAGUGAAAGCAAGAAAAUAUAGAAGUAUAUCUUCAUGAACUUGGGUUAGGUAAAGCCUUCUUAGAUGUAAUACCAAAAGAAUAAAUACAUUUCUUAAAAAGAUGUGUAGGAUUUUAAUUAGAAGAGAUUCGUAGAACUGAUUUAUUUUGUAGUUUUUUCAAACUCAAGUACCCUCUUUAUUUUUCUCAUACCUAAGUAUCAUCCGCUUUUAAGUUUUCCUUCAAAUUGACUCCCUUUUUAUUGGUCAAAUAAGUAAUGUGUGGUUUUUAAUGCCAUAUUUUAAUUGACAUAAAAGUCAUUUUAGAAUGUACAGUGGUUUUCAGUAUAUUCACAAUAUUGUGCAACCAUCACCAUUAAAUUCCAGAAUAUUUCCAUGACUUCAAAAAGAAACUUUAGACGUUACCAGUCAUUCACAAUUCCUCCGUUCUAUUGCCUGGCAAGCACUAAUCCACUUCCUAUCUAUGGAUUUGCCUAUUCUGUACAUUUCAUAUGAAUGGACUCAUACAAUAUGUGGUCUUUUGUGAUUGGCUUUUUUAACGUGCAUAAUGUUUUCAAGGUUCAUGUUACAGCAUUUAUCAG